This is a messenger RNA of Ricinus communis (castor bean), 1056 nucleotides long. RefSeq names its product zinc finger protein GIS. NCBI's taxonomy places the organism in Eukaryota, Viridiplantae, Streptophyta, Magnoliopsida, Malpighiales, Euphorbiaceae. Bases 159 to 1028 code for a protein of 289 amino acids. The record is from RefSeq and is a predicted model, not a curated record. Gene Ontology annotation, biological process: negative regulation of abscisic acid-activated signaling pathway. The transcript has a single exon.
AUUAUAAUAACCUAUACAGUGAGAUUUUUUUCCAUUUCUGAAAAGAUUCUCUAUUUAUAUUCAGCCCUACAUAUAAAGACAUGCGUAUUUGAUCAUUUUUGUCAAACCCAAAUCACAAUUUCUCUGUUGAUCUCUUGCUUUCUUUUUUGUUUUCUGCAAUGGAAUCAAUUCGUGUAGAACCAUGCCUUUCUGAUGCCUCUAGCAUAUCAGCUGCUUCAGAGGGGGCUACUGCUCCAAAAGUUGGCAGUGAUCAUGGCAAGAGUGUUAUCGACUUAAGGAUGAAGAGAGAGACUGCUCCGACAGCCUACGAACCGAAUUCUCGUACUCUACUUGAUCUGAAGCUUUCGAGCGAGGGUUCGGUUCGUGGGUCUAGGCUAGACCUCAAUCUUUUUAACCCUGCGAGUGGCGGGUCUUCUCAUGAAGAUCAAACUGUUGCUGAGAAGCAACCGGAAGGAACUAGGGUUUUCUCAUGCAACUUCUGUAAGAGAGAGUUCUCUACGUCACAGGCUCUUGGUGGACAUCAAAAUGCCCACAAACAAGAACGUCAGCUAGCUAAAAGGCGUCAUGGGAUGGAUUUAGGUGCUUUUGGUCACUAUCCAUAUUAUCCUUAUUCAAGCCUUUCGCCUCACCCUUUUUAUGGAUCUAUUAGUAGAUCGCUUGGCGUGAGAAUGGAGUCUUUGAUUCAGAAGCCUUCAUCUUUUCCAUGGAUGUCCUCCAGUGCCGGUGCCGGUGCGGCCUUUCGCUAUAGCCAUGGCGGGUGGUCUAGGCAACAAGCCAUGAUGAAUUCACAAUCUUCAAUUGACAGGCUAAGGGCUGAGAGUUUGAAUACUAUUAAUGGUGGUGGAUUGGGAACUUCUCCAAGAUUUGAUGAGAACAGAAAUAAUACAUUACCAAACGUUGGUGCUUCUUCGUCAUCAAAUAAUCUUGGGAUAAUUAAAUCAUCUGCCGGAGAUAAUCUCCGGCCAGCCGGACGUGCAACAGGUGAUCAAGUGGAUGCGUUAGGAAUCGAUUUGUCACUUAAACUUUAAGUAUUUUGUAUGAUUUAGCUUUAAAGAA